AAGCAGCGUCGCUGUUGAGCUAAAAAUGACGCGGGACGGUAAAAGUCAGGCGGCUUUCUGGUUCCUCGCUGCGGGGCUCCUGUCUGUCUUGAUCGGGCUGGUUUCAGCAGUUCGGCCGCCUCACAUCGUUUUCAUCCUGGCCGAUGACUUGGGCUGGUACGAUGUGGGCUAUCACAGCUCAGAAAUCAGGACGCCAAACCUGGACAAACUGUCGGCUCAGGGGGUCCGCCUGGAGAACUACUAUGUCCAGCCGGUGUGUACCCCAUCCAGGAACCAGCUCAUGACCGGGAGGUACCAGAUCCACACAGGCAUGCAGCACCAGAUCAUCUGGCCCUGCCAGCCAUAUUGUGUCCCUCUGGAUGAGAAACUGCUGCCUCAGCUACUGAAGGAGGCGGGCUACGGCACUCACAUGGUGGGCAAGUGGCACCUGGGCAUGUACAAGAAGGACUGCCUGCCCACGCGCCGCGGCUUCGACACAUACUUUGGUUACCUGACGGGAAGUGAGGACUACUUCACUCACGAGCGUUGCUAUGACAUCGCUCCUCUGAACCUGACGCGCUGCGCGCUGGACCUCAGGGACGGGGAGGAGGUGGCCGCCGCGUAUAAAGGAGACUAUUCCACUGAGCUGUUCAGUCAGAGAGCUGUCAGUGUCAUCAAGAAACACAACUCCAGCAAGCCACUGUUCCUGUACGUGGCCCUGCAGGCGGUUCAUUCACCCCUGCAGGUACCGGAGCGUUACUUGGCCCCCUACAGUUUCAUUGAGGACCGUCAUCGCAGGCUGUACGCCGGCAUGGUGUCGGCCAUGGACGAGGCCGUGGGCAACAUCAGCCUGGCUUUGCAGCAGGAAGGACUUUGGGACAACACGAUCCUCGUGUUCUCCACAGAUAACGGAGGCCAGACGGUGUACGCUGGCAGCAACUGGCCGCUGCGUGGGAGGAAGCUGUCGCUGUGGGAGGGGGGCGUGCGGGCAGUGGGGUUUGUUGCCGGCCCGCUGCUGGAAAAACCCGGAACCGUCAGCCGGGAACUCAUCCACGUCUCCGACUGGCUGCCCACUCUGGUCGGCCUGGCGGGAGGCAGCACCGGCGGCACAAAGCCUCUGGACGGCUUCAACGUGUGGAAGACCAUCAGCAAAGGCUUCGCCUCGCCCAGACAGGAGCUGCUGCACAACAUCGACCCUUUGUAUUCUGACCUCACUCCAUGUCCUGGCAGGCAGAGUCGGUUAACUCUGCCCCGGGGGGUCGCUGAAGACCGCUGGGCCAAGUUUGGCUUCAAUGUGUCCAUUCACGCCGCCAUCCGAUCCUCAAACUGGAAGCUGCUGACUGGAUACCCAGGCUGCGAGGUUUGGUUCCCCCGACCUGGCCACAACGGGUCAGACUCUGAGGUCCCUAAGCUCGGCCCGCUGAAGCCCAUCAUGCUGUUCGACGUGGAAAAAGAUCCAGAGGAGAGGAACGAGGUGUCGGCCCAGUUCCCUGACGUGGUGGAUUACCUCCUCACCAGACUCCAAGAGCACCAGAAAACCGCGCUGCCCAUAAACUACCCCGACGACGACCCCCAGUGUGACCCGGGCCCCACCGGAGCCUGGGGGCCGUGGGCUUAGAUGGAGACAACAUGGAGGCAUUAUGAAGGAUUCUAUUUGCACAUGGUUCAUUUUACCUGUGAAUGUUAACAGCAGUUAACAUUAAUAAUGUUUUUAUGAACUUUUUUAUUUUUCCUUUUGUUUUACAUUUCUGACAUCCGUACAACAUGACAUGUCUAAAGCCGUUUUCGCACUACAAGGAACGGAACGGCACGCUUCGGCCCGGUUCCACCCGUACUGCAGCCCUGUUGUGUUUGCAUAUAACUGAGGGCGGCAUCGAAGCUGUACCUGACAUUAUUAUUUUUUAAACUAAACAAUGGUUGCGAUGUAGCGGCAGAAGCCUUUUCCUUAGAGAUGCGGUGGAAAACKUUCUCUUUCCUCGUUGACCGAUCUAGUUCAUUCUGUACUCGUUCAUCAGCGAGUAAGCGGAGGAAAAAAAAUCCCUCAUCAUGGGACCAGGUAACAGCAGAAUGUUAAAGGGAAUUCAUCGCAAAUGAAAAUUAUUGAAAAGAGCACUCUUUACAAAAUACUGUAAGAACAGUUUAGUGAGAGCCAGCUAGACCCAAUCAAUGACUGACUGAGAAAAAACCAACGGCUGACUCUGAACCAAUCAGCUGCUGAUUCUAAGCAGAACUGCUCAGCCGGCACCUUGGAACCACAGCUCUUGUGGUUCCAAGUGGCCGGGUGGAACCGGUCGCAAGUUCUAAUGCAAACAUGGUCGGCCCUAUUUUGAAACCGCUCCGUUCCUUGCAGUGUGAAAACGGCUUAAGAGUCUCCGAUGCUUUCUGCUUGGUUUUAGCUCUUCAUUUUUCUCCUUUUGAGAAAAUCCACUGACGUAUCGUAGAAAUAAAAAAAGCACAGAAGCAGCAGGUUUGAAUUUUAAAAUGUUCGGAAUUUAUUAUUUUAUGUGGAGUAAAAUGUGUUGAAAUUAAAAGCAGAUGGCAGCCAUAUUACAAUUUUAUCAAAGCAAAAAUAAAUAUAUUUAUACAUAUAUAAAUAUAUAAGAUAUAAUAUUGCUAUAUUAAGAAACGCUACCAACAUUUCAUACGGCUUUGAUGGCAUCAUCUCUGCCUCAAGGCCACAUUUUUCAGCGUGUUUUCUAUUACAUGAUUAGAAAGUCAUUACAUGUCAUUCAACUAGAGAAAAGUUUACAUUUAUACAUUUGUUUGUUUGAAUAUUAGUUUUUGUAGACACAGAAGGUUCAGUAAAUGUUUUGAUGCUCUUUUUGUGGAUCAAAAUGGUAUUAAAAUAGCUCCUAACAUUUUUUGAAUAAAUUCAAGCAUUCUCGUUUCCUCUCUCGUUAAAAGGAUCUCAUCAUCCAGAGGAAUGUGAUGCCGUCAGCCGUUAAUUAUCUGAUGGAUGAAUGUCAACAGAAAUGAUUUGUCCUGUGUUUUGAGUUUUUUAUGUUGCAAGAUGUAUUUUAUAUAUGUAUCUGUAUAUAUAAGGGAAGUUUGACGUUACUUUGUUUCUUUGUACUGUUCCUUUAGUUUGUAUUGCUGUUGUCCCAACUUCUCUCAUUUUGCAGAACUCGGAUGUGGAAUUAAAUGAAAAUGAACAAAUAAAACAAAUACGGCAGACCAGAUUAAUAUAUUGUUUAUAUUGUGCAAUUGAAUAAAGUCUACUUUUUUUACUGUG
Poecilia reticulata (guppy) is the source of this 3211-nucleotide messenger RNA. It is a transcript of the gene arsb, whose product is annotated as arylsulfatase B. The record is from RefSeq and is a predicted model, not a curated record. Gene Ontology annotation, molecular function: sulfuric ester hydrolase activity. Lineage: Eukaryota; Metazoa; Chordata; Actinopteri; Cyprinodontiformes; Poeciliidae.